AGGGCGGGAGGGCUUCGCUCGUCCUUCAGUCUGGUGGUGAUGUCGUUGCGGGCGGUCAGCUGAAGGUGGGAAGACGCUCUAGGCUUCCUGUGCUCGCUGGCGGGACCACACAACACAGACAGACAGACAGACGCAACUUAGCUUCGCGGAGACGCGGACAGCUCGGGCGCCCAUGGUGGGGGCUGCAGGCACCGUCUUCAGGGGGCUGCUGAGGAGACAUCUGUCCCUCCGCAAGACUCCCUGGCUCGGUUUAAGGCAAAUGUCCUCGCAGCAGGAGAAGCGUGACUACCUGGACAGCUAUGAGACCCUGAAGCUGACCCGGGUGCGGGACAAAGUAAUGCAUGUGGAACUCAACCGGCCAGACAAAAGGAAUGCUAUGAAUGCUGCUUUCUGGAGGGAGAUGGUAGAGUGCUUCAACAAGAUUACUGAAGACACUGAAUGCCAUGCGGUGGUGAUAUCGGGUGCUGGGAAAGUCUUCACUUCAGGCAUCGACCUGAUGGAGAUGGGCAGUGUCUUCCUGAUGGUGGAAGGAGAUGACGUGGCCCGCAAGGCCUGGAACUCUCGCAAGAUAAUCCGAGAGUAUCAAGAGACCUUCACAGUGUUGGAGAAGUGCCCAAAGCCGGUCAUCGCUGCCAUCCACGGCGCCUGCGUUGGAGGAGGUGUGAACCUCAUCUCGGCCUGCGAUAUCCGCUACUGUGCCCAGGAUGCCUGGUUCCAGGUUAAGGAAGUAGAUAUUGGGAUGGCAGCUGACGUUGGAGCUCUACAACGCUUACCACGGAUCAUUGGCAAUCGGAGCCUGGUGAACGAGCUGGCUUUUACUGCCAGGAAACUGAUGGCUCCAGAGGCCGAGAGCAGUGGCUUGGUCAGCCGUGUGUUCCAAGACAAGGAGGCCAUGAUGCAGAGUGCCUUUGACUUGGCCGCCGAGAUCGCCAGCAAGAGCCCGGUUGCCGUGCAGGGUACCAAAGUGAAUCUUAUCUAUUCCAGAGAUCACCCAGUGCCUGAAGGCCUGAGAUACAUGGCCACCUGGAACAUGAGCAUGCUGCAGACGGAGGAUGUCCUCAAAUCUGCUCAAGCUGCCAUGGAGAAGAAGACUCCUAAGCAAGUUGUGUACUCCAAGCUGUAGCUGCGCCAUCUUGCUUUAGGAGGAAAGCGUUCCCCUCCGCCUGCUGUGCACAUGGGUUAGACUGGACUCCUGGCCUUUGCAAGAGGAGGGGGUACAAGUGCCUUGGGAUGCUGGCCCAGCUGUGCAUCCCUUUCAACAGCUGGGCUCUGCCUCGGGGAGGGGGCUGGGAUACCCACGUUUGUUUUCAGGGAGGGCAGAGACUAGAGGCCUGUCUUCUGAACCCUGGUGCUUUUUGAACAAAGGAAGGUUAGUGGUGGCAGAGAAAUUUGUGAGGAGGAGAGAAGAUUUAUUCACUAGAGAUUAAAGGCUGCUUUAUAAUGCU
Hemicordylus capensis (graceful crag lizard) is the source of this 1445-nucleotide messenger RNA. RefSeq names its product enoyl-CoA hydratase 1 (gene ECH1). Lineage: Eukaryota; Metazoa; Chordata; Lepidosauria; Squamata; Cordylidae. The coding region runs from base 173 to 1123 and encodes 316 amino acids. Gene Ontology annotation, molecular function: delta(3,5)-delta(2,4)-dienoyl-CoA isomerase activity. Gene Ontology annotation, cellular component: mitochondrion. The transcript has 10 exons. The record is from RefSeq and is a predicted model, not a curated record.